UAAGAAAAUAAAUGUUUUUCUUCCUAAAAUGCAAAUAAUUUAGCAUUCCUUUAGUAUGGGUUGGUCAUGUGUCGAACUUUAAGCAAAUUCCAUGUUUUCAGAGUUUUUAUAAAACAGUUAAUGAUUACUUGAUUACUAAAUUAGUUGACAAUUAUUUCAGUAAUCAAUUAAUCAUGAUUCAUGCAAUUAAUUGUUCCAGCCCGACUUUCAAAUAUAGCAUUUUUAAAAGAUGCCAGACAGACUCAGAAUCUGUUCUUUGAUAGAUGCACUAGAAUCUGUCAGAAACUUACAGUAUCUAUACUUUUCCUUUCUCUUCACAAUUAUAAGCUAAUUUAUGUUUUUAUCCUUUUAUAGGCAUCUAUACUUGAAAGAAUUUUGCUGAGGCACGUUCUGUCUUUUACGGGGUGGGUUUUUUCAGUACAUUGACAUUUAGCGCUGUCACUUCUGUACAAAUUCUGUCUUGGCUUCUUGUGCAUUGUCUGAAGUGUGAAGCCAUGGUAACAGCACAAGCCUCACAACCUCAGUCUACCUUAGUGCUGGGUAACUGUCACUCCCAUGGGUGGAAGAUAGCAGAGCUGCUGUUUCUUUGUAAUAUCUGCCAGAGAUCUUGGAGCGUGGAGGUCGAGUGUGUGUGUGUGUGUGUAUGUGGGUUGGGCAGAGCAGAAAGUUUAACCACAAGUUUGAGGGAAAGUUUCUUCACCAUUGGAGGAAAAUACCUGAAUUAGCAUUCAGACAUUUGCCACCAUGGAGUCUAUGAAGACUGAAGGAUCUCAUCCGGUCUACAGCCGCUGGUCGUACAGACCUUCCAGCUCUACCAGCUUCUCUUCCAACUCCACAUCCAGUGGCAUUGAAGAUGACGGCAGCAGUUUAAUGCAACAGAAGCUGGAAAGACAGCGGGCGCUGCUGGAGCAGAAGCAGCGGCGGAAACGACAGGAGCCCAUGAUGGUCCAGCCCAACACCGAGAAUCGGCCCCGCCGCAACAGGACCCAGCACUGCGAUGAGCAGGACCCACUGGUGGAGUCUCAACUCUGCGUCAGCAACGAUGUCAUCCUUGAUGGUAUUGAUGGACCGGCAGCUUUCCUGGGAUCAGAAGCCGGCGAUCUGGGAACGAAAAUCCAAGUUCGGUCAGUGAGCAAGCCCUCGUCGCCGCAGCCCCGCCAUCAGUCUCCGCCUCAGCCGCAGAGUCCUGCAGCCGAAGAAACGGAACAAGACGGCGACACCGCCACUCUGCUGGAGCCCAAGGCAGACAUCCACCAGCUGCUACAGAAAGAAGGUCUGUGUGGAAGCAUGAACUUUGAUGAAGCCAGCGAACACGGAGACGAGGCAAAUGAGGAACGGACGGGUUCUCUGUUCUCCAACGCCGACGCACUCAGACCCGCAUCGGCUUCCAGUGGCAAAAACAUUCCUGAGGCAGUAAUUCCCGGAUCACUUUCUGCAGAAAGUGUCCUUGCAGAUGCUGCCAACCUGGAGGAGUUUGUGCUGCUGCCGGCUCCUCGUGGCGUCAUCUUUAAAUGCAGGAUUACUCGGGACAAGAAGGGCAUGGACCGUGGCCUCUACCCCACCUACUAUAUGCACAUGGAGCGAGACGAAGAAAGAAAGGCGUUUUUGUUGGCUGGAAGAAAGAGAAAGAAGAGCAAAACAUCCAACUACUUGAUUUCAGUGGAUGCCACGGAUCUGUCACGAGACGGAGAGAGCUUCAUCGGCAAACUGAGGUCCAACUACACGGGCACUAAAUUCACAGUGUACGACAACGGCAUCAAUCCUGGCAAAAACCUCGGGACGCUGCUGGAAGAAAGCAACACACGACAGGAGCUGGCUGCAAUCUGCUAUGAUACCAACCUGCUGGGAUUCAAGGGGCCACGUAAAAUGACCGUUGUCCUUCCAGGGAUGAACAUGAACCAUGAGCGGAUCCCUGUAAGGCCUCAAAAUGAACAAGAGAGCCUGGUGAACAGGUGGCAGAGCAACGUGAUGGAAAACCUGAUUGAGUUGCACAACAAGGCCCCCGUUUGGAACGAAGACACCCAGUCUUAUGUUCUGAACUUCCACGGUCGCGUAACACAAGCUUCAGUGAAAAACUUCCAGAUAGUACACGACAACGACCCUGACUACAUCAUUAUGCAGUUUGGAAGAGUUGCCGAAGACAUCUUCACCCUUGACUACAACUAUCCCAUGUGUGCUCUUCAAGCUUUUGCCAUUGGUCUGUCGAGCUUUGACAACAAGCUGGCCUGUGAGUAAUGGGAGGGUGUCCUGCAAGCAAACCACCUGGUGUGUUUCACUCGUCUUUCUUUUUGUUUUUCAUGCUGUAAAAUAGCUUUACACGGGUAGUUUCAUAUGAUUUGAACCAUCUGUGUUCAGCUGCUGUUAAUAUGUAAAAAAUGUACAGGCUACAGGAGAAAACUCAUUCCAUCUUAUGAGACACCAUGUACAAGAAGAGCUGAUGUCAUGCUUAUAACCUCAUGUAAAGAUAUAUGAACUGAUCUUUCGUUUCUGGUUCUGUUUUACUCUAUUUAAUCAUGUUUCCUCUGGCGCCAUCUGCAGGUACAAAGUUUAAUCCCCUAAAUAGAAGAGUGGUCAGUUAUUUUUUGUUUGCUUUUAUAUUGUUUACAAAUUCAAACAUUAUAAUUAAUAUUAUUAUUACCACCUAUUUUAAUCCCCCCCCCCCCACUGUGUCUAAAGUGCAUUUCUACGCAUGGAUGUUUUAUUUUUGUGACUGAAAUGUUAGUCUUGGCGUCACAAACACCUAAAUGCAACAUUGCACAUUUUAAAACAUACAAUACACAUGAAUAGUUUUUGUGUUGUUUUUUUUUUUUUUUGGAUUGAUUUACACCUUUAAACAGAAUAGACUAUAAAGACAAUAUUUUUUUUAUUAUUCCUGUUAAAACACUGGUGAGCUGUUAUUUUGGUGAACAGAUGCACAAACUGUGAUUUUUUUUAUUUUGUAUUAAUUAGAAAAGCCAAACAGAAGUUAAAUGAAAAUUUCUACUGCCCAUAUAUAAUUUCUCUCUACAUGGUAAUCAGCCAUGUGUAGGUGCCUCACUUAUUUCUGAAAAAGAAAUAAGAAUUUCACACAAAUCCACAAAGAUUAUCGAAACUACACAUACAGGCUCAAAUAUAUACAUACAUCUUGACUUCAUAUUUGACCGCUCUGCUCAGCAGAAUUUUAAGUUUACUUUAAAUGGCUAAUUAGUCAAGACUAAUUUAGCUAAUAUUAUUGGGGUGUACAGUUACAGUAUAUUUGAGCAUAUAUUUACAAUUUUAAUCGUGGACCACAGAAGACUUUUUAAGAAGUUCAAACUUUAAUUCUUUGUUUAAAAAAUGUUAGGUCUAUAUUGUAUUAUUCUCUCCUGAAAUAAUGUCUCAAAUGGCCUACUGGAACUCUCCACCUCUUACACUCCUCAUGUGCUACAUAGUUUGUUACAAAUAUUUCAAAAAUCCCUUUUGUCCAAACUCUCUAAAUGGUGGAUUGUGCAAUAAACUGUUGGAAGAAUAUAGAUUUCCAUAAAAAUUUACAAUCAUGUUUCUCUGUUCCUGCAAAGUGAGUUUAGUGAAACAUUUUCCAGUCUGAAAUAUUUGACAAACGCAGUCAGAUGUACGGUUUUAUUAGAACCAAUGCAAAUAUAACAAUUGCUCAAUUCCUGUUUUUAUAUUAUGUGUGAAAAAGAAUUUUAUUGACUGAAAACUUUUCAGAAACAUUUCAAUUUGAUUCUGGAGAAUUUGAAAAGGAAACUCAAAAGUGCUUAUUUCCACUGAUGUACGGUCUUUUAAAGAAGACAAAAUAAAGAACUUGUAAAAACAAA
Messenger RNA from Xiphophorus hellerii (green swordtail), 3797 nucleotides. RefSeq names its product TUB like protein 3 (gene tulp3). Gene Ontology annotation, cellular component: cilium. Gene Ontology annotation, biological process: protein localization to cilium. The coding region runs from base 745 to 2235 and encodes 496 amino acids. The record is from RefSeq and is a predicted model, not a curated record. NCBI's taxonomy places the organism in Eukaryota, Metazoa, Chordata, Actinopteri, Cyprinodontiformes, Poeciliidae. The transcript is spliced from 12 exons.